GAUCUCGCGAUGCUACAGAUUAUUUAAGUGUAAGUUUGACUCCGGACAGUAAAGGCAUCGGUUUGCUGGUGGGCAAGUAAGAUAGCGGCCCUUUGGGUGAGCUAAUCUGAGAACUGGACAAAACUGAUCAAAAAUGACCAGGGGAAAUCAGCGUGAACUUGCUCGUCAGAAAAAUGCCAAGAAGCAAAGUGAUAUGCAAAAGGGCAAGAGAAAUGACGAUGGUUUAUCUGCUGCAGCCAGAAAGCAGAGAGAUGCAGAAAUAAUGCAACAGAAGCAAAAGAAAGCCAAUGAAAAAACAGAAUCUAAAGCCAAAUAGAAGACAUCAACAAACCCCUCAGACGAUCCCAAGCUUUUGCUGUCGGUGUUAUUAGUCCAUUUGUUUUUGUGGUUUAGAUUCAACAGUACCAUUGUACUUUGAUUUAUUUUUUUUGUAUUUGACUAAACUGAUUGGACAUUUACGUCACUGUGUACAGGUCUUACCAGGUCUUCACAAACCCCAUCUUGCAAUCACAUAUUCUUGUAUUUUUCUAUCUCAUUCCUUUACUCAAAACGGUUGAAUAAACUGUAGCUCAAA
Molecule: messenger RNA, 574 nt
Organism: Labeo rohita (rohu)
Lineage: Eukaryota; Metazoa; Chordata; Actinopteri; Cypriniformes; Cyprinidae
Gene: serf2a
Product: small EDRK-rich factor 2a
Exons: 3
Coding region: 134-316 (60 amino acids)
Source: RefSeq, a predicted model, not a curated record